UCGACUGGAAUUGUGAACUCCAAGCAAUCAUGGAAUAUUAAUGAUGUUAACAACUCAGCAGCAGUUCCAGCCGUCCUUACAUGUGAGGAUCUUGAAAAGUCAAUUCUGUCAGAAAGCAAAGAAAAUGAUCCGAGUUUGCCUCCUGCUAUUGAAGGAUGGAAAAUUCCUGAUGCCGGAUGUGAGAAGCAAGAAGUUAAUGUCGACAAUCAUGCAUCCCAGCACCUUCUUUCUUUGUUACAAAAUAAAACAAGUACAAAAACUAUAGUAUCAUCUGCCAAUCAUGACGUCAGGUCUUCAGAAAGGGUGAAAACUGCUGACACGGCACCUUGUGAUUCAAUAGACAUAAUUGCAGAAAAUGCUUCUGAUUCAGGGAAGAGUCUAACUCUUGAAGCACUUUUUGGAAGUGCUUUCAUGAAGGAACUACAAUCAGUUAAAGCACCAGCUUCUGUCCAGAUGGGCUCUGGCUAA
Molecule: messenger RNA, 468 nt
Organism: Hibiscus syriacus
Lineage: Eukaryota; Viridiplantae; Streptophyta; Magnoliopsida; Malvales; Malvaceae
Exons: 2
Source: RefSeq, a predicted model, not a curated record